This is a messenger RNA of Gorilla gorilla gorilla (western lowland gorilla), 3329 nucleotides long. RefSeq names its product reeler domain containing 1 (gene REELD1). Bases 1 to 1578 code for a protein of 525 amino acids. The transcript is spliced from 6 exons. Gene Ontology annotation, cellular component: membrane. The record is from RefSeq and is a predicted model, not a curated record. NCBI's taxonomy places the organism in Eukaryota, Metazoa, Chordata, Mammalia, Primates, Hominidae.
AUGAGGAUGCAGGCUGCCCUCGUGGGCUGGGCUUGUACCACCCUCUGCCUGGCUUCCUGCUUGUCUGCCUUUUCCCAUGGUGCCAGCACGGUGGCCUGUGAGGAUAUGCAGCCCAAGCACAUCCAAGCCCAGCCUCAGCACCAGGACACCCACCACAUCACCAUCCACACCCACAGGUCUUCCUAUGCACCAGGUGACAAGAUUCCAGUGACGGUGAGAAGCAGUCGUGAUUUCAUGGGAUUUCUCCUUCAGGCUCGAAGAGUGUCCGAUCAUCAAAUCACUGGCACUUUCGUUCUCAUUCCUCCUCAUUCCAAACUGAUGACUUGUUUUCAAGAGGCUGAUGCAGUCACCCACUCUGACAAGUCCCUGAAGAGAAACCUGUCAUUCGUGUGGAAGGCCCCAACCCAGCCUGUGGGGGACAUUAAGUUCCUUUUAUCAGUAGUCCAGUCAUAUUUCGUUUACUGGGCAAGGAUUGAAUCAUCUGUUGUGUCUCAACAGACACAUAGCAGCGCCCAUUCUGACGACUGCAUGGAGCCCAGAUUGCUGAUGCCAACCCUUCACCAGAGGCUGGGCGAUGUUGAAGGAGCUGCUCCAGCUCCCAGGACCCCCAUCACUCUUCCACAGCAGCACACACAUGUCUUUGCUGUUGCCCUUCCUGGAGCUGCAGAGGAGGACAACCUAGAUCCUGUUCCUGCCAGUAUUUGGGUGACACAGUUUCCUGGGGAUGCAGAGACUCUGUCCCAACCAUCUUCACACACAGCCACUGAAGGCAGCAUCAACCAGCAACCCAGCGGGGAGAGCAAUCCGACCCUAGAGCCGUCCCUGGAGGUCCACAGGCUGGAGAGGCUCGUGGCCCUCAAGAGAGUCUCCUCAGAGAGCUUUGCUUCCAGCCUUAGCACCCAUCACAGAACUCAGGAUGAUCCCAGCUUUGAUUCACUGGAAACUUGCCUGUCCUCAGAUGGGGGCGAACAGGACAAGACGAAGGCCUCUAACAGGACCGUGACACAGCCUCCUCUGUCCAUUGUCCAGCUUACCUAUCCCCACUGCCUCUGGUCCUCUGAAACUUUCACAGGGAAUGGGGUCAGGGCAAGCAACCCAAUCCCUGUCCUCCAGACCGGCACUUCUGGGCUACCUGCUGCUGGUGACCAGUCAGAGGCAUCCAGGGCCUCUGCCAGCUUCUUACCUCAGUCAAAGCACAAGGAGCUCAGAGCAGGGAGGGGAGAUGGAGAGGGUGGAGUGGGAUACCCUCGGCAGACCAACCCACGGCCUGACAUUGGGCUAGAGGGAGCCCAGGCCCCUCUGGGUAUCCAGCUCAGAACUCCCCAGCUGGGAAUUCUGCUUUGCCUGUCAGCCACCCUGGGCAUGGCCCUGGCCGCUGGCCUUCGCUACCUGCACACCCAGUAUUGCCACCAGCAGACAGAAGUGUCUUCCAGUGAGCCCGCUUCGGAUGCUGUUGCCAGGAGCGACAGUGGUGAGACUGUGCACGUCAGGAAGAUUGGGGAGAACAGUUUUGUUUUGGUUCAAGCAGAGUACAACUGGAUCACUCCUUCUGUGGGUAGCAAGAAAACAGUUCUCUGAGAAGACUCUCACCCCAGACCUCUCAGUGGCCCUCCUUGGGCCCUGGAGAGUGUCCCAAACAGAGCAGAGCUAAUGAGAAUACCUGAUGAAGACAGGGACUCAUUGUGCCUCUGUCAAUGUGCAGUUAGUGGAGGAACCCGGGAGAGGACAGUUUCAUCAACAGAGGGAGUUAUUCCUGAGCUUUGUUGUCUUAACAUCUGUAAUUGAGCUUCCUUUUUUCUUUUUGCAAUUAGACGUUCUGUUUGAAGACUUAAACUCAACACAAUGAAUAUUGUAUAACCCGCUCAUUAACUAGACCCCUGUGGCCACUAAGCUUCCUCUGUUGCCUUAAGGAAGCCAUAGAAAUAGAAAUACUGUCCCUCCUUAGUGUCUCAUCUCUUCUAACUCUUUGGAGAAAAAAAGAUGUUGGGUUGUGUCUCCUGCAAGAAAAAGAACUGCAGCUCUCACUUUGCCUUCCUAAACCACCCCCAAAGAAGUUUUCUUUUCAAAAGUGAAUUCAACAACUUGCUAGAGUUCUGAUUUGGAUGACUAGGUGAAUGCAAGGGUAUUUGGUCUUCUGGGCAACUCAGCAGCCUGGCAAAUCUGCCAUGGAAAUUGAUCCAAAGUCAGGAAAGUUUUUGAGAGCUUGAUUGAACACAUCUUCAGGAAAACAUAUACAUGUAACACAAGGCCAUAAACACCAGAGUGGGGUAAGCAAGCCUUUUCAUCAGGUGUAAAUGGAUCUGAGACCUCCCAUCCAUUUACACUUGAUGGAAAGAUUCGUGUAUCCCAACAGCUAGCAGACAUACUGCCUUUUGCCAAAGGUCAGGCUGAAAAACAUUAUUAUACCAGCAUAGUUUGAAGAACAGUCUUUACUUGUCUUUUCAGGGAAUAUCAGGAAGAAAGCUUCAUGGAUGAAGGUCAUCUACCUGAUCUCAUAACCUUAUGAAGAUUGCUUUGAUUUAACAGUGGCUCCACAGAUACUAUCUGAGGUCAAAACAACAGAUCUGAAUAUAACUCUUAAAUAUGUUCACCUAACAUAGCACAUUGGAAUUAGCUGCCUUUUCAGAGUGAAACCUAUUAUAGAGUCAUCAUUUUAAUGCAGAAACAAAAAUCACUACAAAUUCGGAAAGGAUAUUUGUUUAUUGAACACCUAAUUCAUACAGGAACUGUGUUAAGAAGUUUGCAUAUAUCUUCACAUUUAACCCUCACAAAAAUUUAAUGAGGAAUAAGUUCAGUAGCUUUCCAAGGAGAAUGAGGCUUUCCUUAUACCUCAAUUUAACAAUUUUUAAAAAUUGAGUGUUCAGGAAAGAGACAGCUCCUGCCUUUUCCACACCUCCCUUUAGCUCAUUGGUCAUCAAUUCCAAGACUCUCUCCUCCUGGAUUCUGGGCUAGAUAGCUCUGUUCCCUGGCUUCAGUCAUUAGAUGCAUGGAGACCUAGGUAAUUUGUGCAUUCGCAAAUGAAAGUGUUCUAGGAAUACUGUGGAAAGAAACAAAUGUACUGUAGUCUAAUAAGGCCACAGAUAUCCCUUCUGCAUGCCUAGCCCUCUAAAAGGCGUUCUCCCCAAGAAGCAAACAAGGGACCCCAGUAGUGGAGAGCUUUCAUCUGGCCACAUCACAUCAGAGCGAGAUGCACCAUGUAUGCAACUUUUUUAGAUCUUUUCUGUCUAAGAGAGAAUUUUCCUAUGUAAACAGACUGUUUUGCUUAUCUAUUGAUGUUAACAAAUUACCUCUAGGCUUAGUAGUUGAAAAUAAAAUCACCACCAACACCA